AUGAACUCCAGGGCACCGAAGAACUAUCACAACAUUCUCGAAAUCUACUCCCUCCAGGAGCUCGUCGGCUCUUUCUCAUCCGUUCGGCUUCCGGCUUCUGGGCAUUAUUCCCGUGUCUUCUCCCUUCAUAGACUUGACCCCAGGCUCAAGUUCGUCGAUGACUUCCCAGCUGUCCUCGCCGUGUGUUUUGGGGCCGACGCGACAUUGACGGCAACGGUCUGGGGCAGUAUCAGGCUCAUCCGAGACCAAGCGUCCUCGGCUGCCGAGACUCUUGAGGAUAUGCUCGACUUGCUCGAGGAGCUUAGUCUGACCUUGCCGCGCUUCCAGAUUUUUUGA
Ilyonectria robusta is the source of this 336-nucleotide messenger RNA. RefSeq lists its product as uncharacterized. Bases 1 to 336 code for a protein of 111 amino acids. The record is from RefSeq and is a predicted model, not a curated record. NCBI's taxonomy places the organism in Eukaryota, Fungi, Ascomycota, Sordariomycetes, Hypocreales, Nectriaceae. The transcript has a single exon.